Messenger RNA from Corylus avellana, 1794 nucleotides. Its product is annotated as Tetratricopeptide repeat (TPR)-like superfamily protein. Gene Ontology annotation, molecular function: protein binding. The record is from RefSeq and is a predicted model, not a curated record. NCBI's taxonomy places the organism in Eukaryota, Viridiplantae, Streptophyta, Magnoliopsida, Fagales, Betulaceae.
ACGGCGCACUUGGUGUUUCAAAGUUGGUUGGCGGGUGAAAGCACAUGUUGCCACCUUGCGCCACCAACUCAAAUUUUAAAACCCAAACCAAUCAUACAAACACACGCCAAACAGUAAAUCAAUAAAACCACAUGUUCCCUAUUUUUUCAUUUUGUUUGUCACAUUCAAAUCCAGGAAAGUAAAUAUAUUUAUAUAUCGGACGGUUGAGAUUGAUUGCCCAUGGCAUCGGCGGCGUUGAACAUGAUCGAGCGGGCGCACCAGAUGUACCGGGAGGGACGGUACUCGGAGGCGCUAGGGUUUUACACGGAGGCCUUGGCGAUGGCCAAGACCAACCCCCAAAAGAUCGCUCUCCAUAGCAACCGAGCCGCUUGUUUUCUCAAACUCCACGAUUUCAACAAGGCAGCAGAAGAAUGUACCUCAGUGCUUGAGCUUGAUCACAAGCACACUGGAGCACUAAUGCUGCGGUCACAAACACUUGUCACCCUUAAGGAGUAUCACUCAGCGCUUUUUGAUGUCAACAGGCUCUUGGAUUUGAAUCCAUCAUCAGAAGUUUAUCAAAACCUUCAAGCUCGUUUGAGGACACAAUUGUCACUCGCUCCAAUACCUGAAUCCGAAGCAGAGCUAGAAGAAGAGGAAGAAGACAAAGAUGAAGCAGAACCAAAUAGAAAUGGAAAAGGGGAACAAUAUGAAGAUGUAGCAGAUAGUGAUGAGAAAGCUGAGCUUAGUGGGACUAAUAUCAAUGCUGAAGUUAUUGCACUUGAGAUGCGGAGCUCUGAGGAAUCAUAUAGACAAGAAAGAGAAAAAUCUGAGACUAAAAAGAUUUCUUCUACUACUGUGGUUGUUGCCCCUAAAAUGCAGAGCAAGAAGGAAUCGUUUGAACAAGAUCCUAAAGGAUGGCAAACAAUUCCAAAACCAAAGGGACAUACAACCCUUGAUUAUGCAAGGUGGGACAGAGUUGAGGACGAUUCUAGCGAAGAAGAAGAUGAUGAUGAUGACGAAGAGUCUCAGCCGCAGUAUAGGUUUCGUGUAAGAACCAUUGGUGUGCGACCAGUAAAGUGAAAAUGCCAUAAAUAUAGAAUACAGGUAUGGAUGACUGUUGUGAUCCCCAACAUCAGCACAGGAAAAAGUAAAAUCCUCACUGGGACAGCUAGAGGUGUUUGGGAACUCUCUGGUGGGUCCAUCAUGUACAAACUUUGAAAGUUAGGAAAAAUCAGCUUUGGCUGGUAGGCAAGCUUGAGAAUAGAAUGAAUGGAUGCAUGAGGUAUAUGAACAAGAGGAUUUUCAUUUCUGACACCUGGCUCAAGAAAAUUUCACUAUUGCGCAUGGUUUUUCCUGUUGUGCGGCAAUCAAGUGGAGAGACAGUACUAACCCUUGGAUCUGUACCGAUUGAUAACUGCAUCAAGCCGAGGUAUUUAAUGUUCCUGUAUGUUUGUAAUUCAUAUUUGGAAUAUUCAGUUGUUUCUUUUGCAACAGAGAAUGCUCUGGAAAGGAGGAGAUGCUCUGUGCUGAUUAGUGUCAGCACGACGAUUACCUUUGACUUCAAGUUCAUUCCAUGCGGCGCCAAUACGAUCUCACUUAUCAAUCAUAUAUUGAGGUCUAGCCCUGCCUAGUAUAUGAUUCAACCGUGCAUGUUAUAUGGCUGAAUUGUUUGGAAGUUUGGAUUCCAUGAGCUUGAUAAGCUAUUUAUAAUCUUAAUUGUAUCUUGCUCUUAGGCAUUGUAUAUAUGGCAUCAUAUUGAAUCUGAACAAAAUCCGACUUUUACAAAAGCAAAUUCAAAUGUAGCCCUCGGUUAAU